GAGUCACAAAGGCGGUUGCUAGGCGCCGAGUGGAGAAAAAAAAAGCGGCAGCUACCCUGGAGCCUGCAAUCUGCGUGGAGUUUAGUAGGUUAAGAAUAUAGUAGGCAUAAACCACCAAUCCAGGCACUGUUUUAUGUUGGAUGUCUCCAUAGCUAUAGUGAAAACUGGAGGUUACUAAGAAGUCACACUGACUGUCAAUGGCAGGCUACCAGCUCUGGUCACCAUGGACCCCACUGGAUGAGAGCUUCCAAUGGCUGCGGCACACUACACCUACCCCUUCCUCCAAACACCCUUUUAGGGCCUCUCCUUGCUUCCCCCACACCCCCUCUGAUCUUGAAGUGCAGUUGUGCCUUCAAGAAGUCACGCUUGUCCUAGACAGACCACUUGUGGAACCUGGAGAGAGCCCCAAGUUACCCUGUCACACAUCAGAGCUCCGAGCUGUGAGUAACAAGAAAGGGGUGGUGAGGAAGCCGCAGCCAGUCCGCCUCAGUGGAGUGGAUUCUGUUUUCGGUAGGGUCAUCACAGCCCAGCCACCCAAGUGGACUGGAACCUUCAGAGUUUCAGACAAGUCAGCCUUCUGCAAAAUAAUCAGCAGGGAGCACCAGUGGCCUACAGGGCUCAAGGAGCCUCAGGUCCAAAUGACAGUGACCAUGUGCAAACAGAUGCUACGCUCAAUCCUCUUGCUGUAUGCGACUUACAAGAAGUGCACCUUCGCCUUGCAGCACUCCAAGUAAAGGGUCCCCACUGGACCUCCACACCAGUUCUCUGAAACAGGACCAACGAUACUGAGCGAGGAGGAGCAGUUCUACUCUAAAGCUGGAUGGCCGUUUCAAAGUUAACCUAACUUUGAUGUGCACGUGUGAAAAUGAUUACCUUAUCAUAGAAAUAAGCCAGCCUAGUGACCACACCUUAAAUGCUGAACUGGUGAAGAAAGAGAUGCCAAGAAAAGACAGGUAUGGAUCUCUGGGUACCAGAGGAUGAAGGGGUCAAGAAAAUCUAUAAAUGGGUUAAGGACUGAUUUAAAAACAGCAUUCCCUCCUCAAACCAACAUGAACAAGGAAAACAAAAACAAAAAACCAACAACAACAACCCAACAAAACAUAACUUUAAUACUGGUAUGAGUAAAAAUAUUAACAAAAAUUAAAUAAUCUUAAUGGCGCAGCGAGGAAGAGCCUGGCAGCAUCUCUGAGACUGGGCUUCCUGGCAGAAGACAGAAGAAUCCCCUAUUUUAGCUCCUGAUGUUCUAUUUCUAAUAAAUUACAAUUAUUUUGUAUGAUUAUUACAAAUAGAUUAUAGGCAUAAUUCAAAUUCAUGUGGAAAUAAAUACUAUAUAUACAUAUAAAGCC
Mus caroli (Ryukyu mouse) is the source of this 1346-nucleotide messenger RNA. RefSeq names its product FANCD2 opposite strand (gene Fancd2os). Lineage: Eukaryota; Metazoa; Chordata; Mammalia; Rodentia; Muridae. The record is from RefSeq and is a predicted model, not a curated record.